AUGGCUAUUCCUUUCAUCGGGAGGCUUCGCCCUCACGAAUAUCUCGCUCUCGUGGGAUCAUUUAUUCUCGUCGGUCUCGAGGCAAUCAUUCGAGUCUUGACUUUGGCUUUGCCGAUAUCCACCAAGGUACGAGACGCGCCAGACUUUGUUGAGCUGUGUCGCAUUUGGGGCUACGAAGCAGAGGAACAUAUCGUUCAGACCAAGGAUGGAUAUCUUUUAGGUCUUCAUCGUCUGCAGUGGCGAAAGGGCGAAGAAGGACAGAAAGUCAACUACGGCCCCACGAGUCUGAAAAAGAAGGUCAUCUACAUGCACCAUGGCCUUCUUAUGAAUUCAGAGGUUUGGGUUGCUCUCACGGAUGAGCAGAGAUGUCUACCAUUCGAGCUGGUUGAGAGAGGUUACGACUUUGGAAAUAAUCGGGGUAACAAGUACUCCAAAAAGUCAAUCAACCAGUCGCCAACCUCCAAUGCCUUCUGGGACUUUUCCAUUGACGAGUUUGCCUUCCACGACAUUCCGGAUAGCAUCAGUUAUAUCCUUGAUACAACCCAGCAGGAGAGUCUCUCGUACAUCGGCUUUUCGCAAGGUACAGCUCAGGCUUUCGCCAGCUUAGCCAUCCAUCCCAAGCUCAACAACCAGAUCAAUGUCUUCAUCGCUCUCGCGCCUGCUAUGGCGCCUGCCGGCUUAUCUAGUGGAAUUGUCGACGCGCUCGUAACGGCAUCGCCUUCUGUUCUGUUCCUCUUGUUCGGUCGUCGUUCCAUUCUCAGUUCCGCUACUAUGUGGGAGACCAUCUUGUACCCGCCCAUCUUCAGCAAGCUCAUCGACAUGGGGCUUUCAUUCUUGUUCAAUUGGCAAACCUUCAAUAUCUCCGCGAGCCAGAAAUUGGCUGCCUACCCACAUUUGUACUCUUUUACGAGCACCAAGAGUGUGGUUCACUGGUUCCAGAUCAUUCGAAACAAAUCCUUCCAAAUGUAUGACGAUGACGUUCACCAGCCAAUCAGUGUCACUUCAAGCAGCAAAUACUCCAAGGUUGCCAAGUACCCGACUCGAAACAUCAAAACACCAAUCGUUCUGGUUUACGGUGGCAGCGAUUCCCUGGUUGAUAUCAAGGUUAUGCUCAAGGAACUACCCCCUCAAACUGUGGCAACCGAGAUUCCUCACUAUGAACAUCUUGACUUUCUCUGGGCUCGGGAUGUCGAUACACAAGUUUUCCAGCACGUGUUUGAUGCGCUUGACAGCUUCACUGAUGCCGAACAUACAAAGGAGGAAUAUGAUCGUUACUAUGUCAGUCGGCAGGAGAGUCUUCUAGGGUCAGGGUAUGCGUUUGGGCAUGCUCAUCAUGGCAGUGAGAGCGAGUCUUCGACACUUACACCAAGUAUCGAGGGAGCCAAUGGUGCCCAACUUACGCCCCAGCCUCAGCCACACCGAGCACGAGAGCAAGCGUCUGGAAUUCCUUCUCCGAAGAACACGACAAGACACAGAGUGAAAUACUCGGGUGAGAUACCUGCAGGCGACCGACCAGCCACCCCUGAGAUUUUUAAGAGUGCUGCGGGAAGAGACUCACCUGAAAGUGGAUUGGAUUCCCCAGUGGCGGCCAGGGUAAAAGCUGGUGUCAAGCGCAGCGGGAGUGUCGGGAGCAAUAUCAGCCUAGAUAUGCGAGAGGGUCGCGGUAUCAGUGUCGGUGCGAGUAAGGCUGCUGGUGGCAUUGUGACGAAGAGCGGCGCCAGCGGAACCAACGUGGAGGAGAGUCCUAGAAGGGACAGCUCUGCAGAAAAGAAAAAGAAGUAG
Messenger RNA from Fusarium tjaetaba, 1782 nucleotides. RefSeq names its product lysosomal acid lipase cholesteryl ester hydrolase. Bases 1 to 1782 code for a protein of 593 amino acids. The transcript is spliced from 4 exons. Lineage: Eukaryota; Fungi; Ascomycota; Sordariomycetes; Hypocreales; Nectriaceae. The record is from RefSeq and is a predicted model, not a curated record. Gene Ontology annotation, biological process: lipid metabolic process.